This is a messenger RNA of Cheilinus undulatus (humphead wrasse), 1296 nucleotides long. It is a transcript of the gene snrnp48, whose product is annotated as small nuclear ribonucleoprotein 48 (U11/U12). Lineage: Eukaryota; Metazoa; Chordata; Actinopteri; Labriformes; Labridae. Gene Ontology annotation, cellular component: nucleoplasm; U12-type spliceosomal complex; cytosol. The coding region runs from base 125 to 1147 and encodes 340 amino acids. The transcript has 9 exons. The record is from RefSeq and is a predicted model, not a curated record.
AUUAUCCGAGAGAAGAAGAAGAAGGAACGGGGAAAAGAAGAAGAUGGCUAUCUCGGUGCGAAGAAAAACCAAACACUGAGGAUUUUUAGGGUGAAUUAACCAGAAAAUCCGACCAAAUAUAAAAAUGUCGGACCCGUUGGAGGCUCGAACCCUCCAGGACCGACUGGACCGUCUCCAGGAGCUGACAGAGUUCACGGAAAACUGUAGAAAACAGCUAAACGGCAUAUUUGAAACGCUGGGAUGGUCGUUGGACUACAACGACUCACAACUGGAGGAAAUGGAGCUGUGUCCGUAUGACCCCAACCACAGAGUCCCAUCCAGGAGCAUGGAGAAACACAAAGCCUCCUGUCAGCUCAGGAAGAUGGGCUACACUGCUGAGGAUCAGGCAGAGAUGGUCGACCCCUCUGUGUGUUACGAGAACACCAGUGUGAGAAGCUUUAUAAUGGAUAAAUCCACCCAGCAUCAGGUGAUCCUGCAGGCGCGGUCUGCUGCUCCGCUGAUGAAGAUGGAAGGAGUCUUCUGGCAAGGUCAGUACUCCGGCCAGCCUGUGGAUGUUCCUCAGAACCACAAACGCGCUGUGUGCGACCUCACUGUGGCUGAUCGAUUGGCUCUGUACGAUCAUGUGGUCAGCGUUUUUAACCAACAGAAGAACGCCGCUUCCUCCAGCAAUGACGAUCUCUACGUAGAUUUGGUGUCCAAACUCAAGAAAGAUGAUGAACAGAAUGAACCAAAGACUCAUCUGGAGCUCAUGGCAGAGAUGAGGGACUACAAGAGGCGGCGCCAGUCCUACCGCGCCAAGAACGUACACAUCACAAAGAAGUCCUACACUGAGGUGAUCAGGGAGGUGAUCAACGUCCAUUCAGCAGAGCUCGCCAGACAGUGGAGAGAGGACGAAGAAGAGGAGGAGGAGUCAAUGAGAUCUGAGCCGUCUUCCCAUAGACGUUGGCAAGAUGAAAGGCGGUCAGCAUCGUCAGAGUCUCGCCACUCCCACAGCAGACGCCAUCGCAGCCGGGAUCGAAGCCAAGACAGAGAGAGCAAGAAGAAAAAGAAGAAGAGAGACAGGGAUUCCCGAUCUCCCAGCGAUCACCACCACGAACGAAAGAAGAAGAAAAAGAAAAAGAAAGACGAGAGGGAGAAGGAGAAGUGAAGGUGAUGGAUCAGCAAAAGUCAGAUCACAUGAGUUCAAAAAGUCACAGUGAUCAUGUCAAAAAGAAGCUGGGUGUCAUGACAUUUUAAGUUCAUAAACUGGAGGGUUUUGGGGAAUAAAUACCUGAAUAAAGUUUUUUUCUGAACCAA